Molecule: messenger RNA, 3042 nt
Organism: Phasianus colchicus (ring-necked pheasant)
Lineage: Eukaryota; Metazoa; Chordata; Aves; Galliformes; Phasianidae
Gene: KIFC3
Product: kinesin family member C3
Biological process (GO): microtubule-based movement
Cellular component (GO): microtubule cytoskeleton
Molecular function (GO): microtubule motor activity; ATP binding; microtubule binding
Source: RefSeq, a predicted model, not a curated record
AUGCAUGCGCUGGGCGCUCUGGCUGCGCUCUCACUGCUGGGCUGGACCAAGGGCAGCAAACGGCGGAAUGUGGCUCUGCAGAGCACCGGGGGACUGCCAGGAGCGAGGCAGUGGGCAGCAGGGCCCGGCCUCCAGGUGAGAGGCAUCGCCGUCCGUCGGGGGUCCCGGGCGUCGCCAGGGCAACGAACCGGGGCGGAGCAGCCGGUGCCGACGCCCGGAUGGGCGGGACCGGGGCGGGGAGCGGAGCGGCUGCGGGCGGCCGGUGAGCGGCACCGGGAGGGCACCGGGAGCGGGCGGGGCCGGGCCGGGCCGGGCUUCCCUUUGUCUGCGGGACGGCGGUGGGCGGGACCGGGGUGCGGAGCGGGGACGGCGGAGCUUUGCGAGACGCCGAGCCGCUCUCCCCGCGGACGCCGAGGGGUCGCGGAGCCGGGGACCCCCGUGCCAUGCCGGCAGCCCGCCCGGGCCGGGAGCUGCCCCUGCAGCGCACAGGUCUUGCUGGAGGACGGCCAGCAGCCGGCCCUGCCACGCACCACGGAGGAACCGCCAGCAUCCCCACGUGAGCCCACCGUGCCAGGGCAGGCAGCCUGCACCAUGAGCCUGGAGAAAGCCGGGGGUCGGUUUUGCAGCGGGAAGCGCGCCGGUCUGCCGGCCCAGCGGCCCUUCCCCGUCAUCCAGAAGGUGGUGGCAUCCAUGGCUCACCUGCAGGAGGAGAAGCUGCGGCUGCAGGAGGAGCUGCUGGCUCUGCAGGAGAAGCUGGCUGCCCGCGAGAGCGAGGAGAUGGCCGUCUCCGUCCAGCUGCGAGGGCAGGUUGAGAACUUGAAGGCAAAUCUGCGGGAGCAGGCACAGGAGAUCGGCAGGCUGCGCUCGGAGAUGGGCGGCACGGACGCGGAGAAGCACCGGGACCUGCUGGUGGCUGAGAACGAGCGGCUGCGGCAGGAGAUGAAGGCACGUGAAGGGGAGCUGCGGGAGCUGCGGCGGCAGCAGGCGGCGUGCAGGGACUGCACCCACCUCCAGGAGAACGCCGGGCUGCAGGAGCGGCUGUGCCAGCUGCAGAGAGAGGCGGAGGAGGCCCGAGCCAAGCUGGCGGAGCUGGAGCUGGAGGUGCAGCAGAAGACGAACCGCCUGGCCGAGGUGGAGCUGCGGCUCAAGGAUUCGCUGGCCGAGAGAGCGCAGGAGGAGGAGCGGCUCAGCCGGCGGCUGCGGGACAGCCAGGAGACCAUCGCCAGCCUCAGGGCUCAGCCCCAGCAGAUAAAGUACAUCAUCAAGACGGUGGAGGUGGAGUCAGCCAAGGCGAAGCAGGCCCUGUGUGAGAGCCAGUCCCGGAACCAAUACCUGCAGGAGCAGGUGGGGAUGCAGAGGCAGGUGCUGAAGGAGAUGGAGCAGCAGCUGCAGAGCUCCCAGAAGACAGCGGCUCAGCUCAGGGCACAGAUUGCCAUGUAUGAGUCGGAGCUGGAGCGGGCCCACGGGCAGAUGCUGGAGGAGAUGCAGGUGAUGGAGGAUGAGAAGAACCGUGCCAUUGAAGAGGCAUUUUCCCGUGCCCAAGUGGAGAUGAAGGCGGUGCAUGAGAACCUGGCGGGGGUGCGGACCAACCUGCUGACAUUGCAGCCCGCGCUGCGCACCCUCACCCACGACUACAACAGCCUGAAGCGGCAGGUGCGGGACUUCCCCCUGCUCCUCCAGGAGACCCUGCGGAGCGCCAGGGCCGAGAUCGGGCAAGCCAUCGAGGAGGUGAACAGCACCAACCGGGAGCUGCUGCGCAAAUACCGCCGGGAGCUGCAGCUCCGCAAGAAGUGCCACAAUGAGCUGGUGCGGCUGAAAGGGAACAUCCGCGUCUUCGGGAGAGUCCGUCCCAUCACUAAGGAGGAUGGAGAGGGCCCGGAGGCGGUCAGCGCGGUGACAUUUGAUGCGGAUGACGAUGCUGUCCUGCACCUCCUGCACAAGGGGAAACAGGUGUCCUUUGAGCUGGACAAGGUGUUUCCUCCACAGGCAUCGCAGGAGGAGGUGUUUCAAGAGGUUCAGGCCCUGGUCACGUCCUGCAUCGAUGGGUACAACGUCUGCAUUUUUGCCUAUGGACAGACAGGAGCAGGGAAGACGUACACAAUGGAGGGAACCUCCACAAACCCGGGCAUCAACCAGCGAGCCCUGCAGCUGCUCUUCUCUGAGGUGCGGAGCAAGGCGGCUGACUGGGACUACGCCAUCAGCGUCAGCGUGGCUGAGAUCUACAACGAGGCACUCAGGGACCUGCUGGGGAAGGAACCCCAGGAGAAGCUGGAGAUCAAACUGUGCCCUGAUGGCAGCGGGCAGCUCUACGUGCCCGGGCUGACUGAGUUCAGCGUGCAGAGCGUGGAGGACAUCAAUAAGGUCUUCGAGUUCGGCCACGUCAACCGCGUGACGGAGUGCACCAACCUGAACGAGCACAGCUCCCGCUCCCACGCGCUGCUCAUCAUCACCGUCCGCGGCCUGGACCGCAGCACGGGGCUGCGCACCACAGGGAAGCUGAACCUGGUGGACCUGGCGGGCUCGGAGCGCGUCGGGCGCUCGGGCGCGGAGGGCAGCCGGCUGCGUGAGGCUCAGUACAUCAACAGGUCGCUGUCGGCACUGGGGGACGUCAUCUACGCGCUGCGCUCCCGCCAGGGCCACGUGCCCUUCCGCAACUCCAAGCUGACCUACCUGCUGCAGGACUCGCUCAGCGGGGACAGCAAGACCCUCAUGAUGGUGCAGGUCUCCCCCGCCGAGAAGAACAGCAGCGAGACGCUGUGUUCCCUGAAGUUUGCCGAGCGUGUCCGCUCCGUGGAGCUGGGCCCUGUGUCCCGCAAGGCCGAGCUGGUGUCCUGGCCCAGCCAGGAGCAGCUGGAGGGUGACUUGCCGGGAUCCUCCAGCCGGAGCCACGCGUCCCCCAGCCCUGGGCUGCCCAGCGGCCGCACCACCUCCAUCCGCAGGAAGCUGCAGACCUCAGGGAAGCUGAGGCCGGUCCCCGUGUGACACAUGCUGCAGGACCUGGCCCCUCACCCACCUUGGUGCCCCGGCCACAUUUGGAGCUGU